Molecule: messenger RNA, 5397 nt
Organism: Saccoglossus kowalevskii
Lineage: Eukaryota; Metazoa; Hemichordata; Enteropneusta; Harrimaniidae
Biological process (GO): regulation of centriole replication
Cellular component (GO): cytosol; centrosome; centriole
Source: RefSeq, a predicted model, not a curated record
AAACGUUCGUUGCGUUUUUUGGUUUGUUACCGUCAUUCGUUUCGUUGCUGCGAUUUACUUGGAUUUUAUGUCGAAAUCAGGCUUCAUGGUAUUGCACUUGUAUAUAUUACAAAAAAUUGCCCCAUGAAAGUGCCUAUUGCGAUGGCCAAAGUUAAUAUGGCAAAGACUACAUACAGACUGAGUCCCAAUGAAGAGGCUGCUAUCAUUAAAAAGGAGAGAGAAAGAAGAAGGAAACUGAGAUUACAACAGGUGAGAGAACAAGAGAGAGCGUUUGCACAUAAACUUAGGAAACAGGCAAAGGACAAGAGAGACAAGGAAUUACGCUUAUUGGCAGAAAAUUUACAGGAAGACUGGAAAGAAGAUCAAGAGAGUAAACAAAUAGCAUUAGAAACUCUAUAUGCAGAGAGUUUAAAGAGUGUUGGAGAUGGACACAGAGCUGCUGAAAAAGAGAAUCCACAAGAGAAAGAUGAGAUAAAAUUAGCCAUAGCUGUACAGAAUGAAAAGAGAUCCAAUGAGAGACAUAAUAGAGCAUUAAAAGAACUACAACAACAGAAAAGGGAAGAAUUUGAAAAAGAGAAUUCACACAUUCUUUCCAGGUAUGAACUGAUGAAAGAGUCAUCAUCCAUGCCAGUACAAGUAACCAGUGCUGAUGGAUUUUCUACCACACGCUUUCAUAUGGCCAGUGGAUAUGUUGAAAAAGCAGAUGCCCAUGAACAGUGGGAGGUAGUGUCAUACCAAUAUCUUUAUCACAAAGUGGUUGGUAGUGUAAUACCAAUAUCUGUACCACAAGUGGGAGGUAGUGUCAUACCAAUAUCUGUACCACAAGUGGGAGGUAGUGUCAUACCAAUAUCUGUACCACAAGUGGGAGGUAGCGUCAUACCAAUAUCUGUACCACAAAAAUAUUCUGGAGAUUUGACAUUAGCCUUAGAACCCAAAGUACCAGGUUCUGAUCCUGAUUUGGAUUUAACUACUGGUUCUGAACAACUAGAAAAAGUCUUCACACCCUCUGGAUCCCCAAAGAAAGAUUUCCCGAUUGGAAUUGAUGGGCAAUUACUAUCCCCAAAGAAAGAUGUUGAACCAGCUGCUGAAGCAUCUAAAAGUGAUCCCAAAAGAGAUGCUUGGCUGCCGGAGAAGAAACCAGCUGAUAUGUUAGUUGCUGAAGCUUCUGUGAUACCACCCAUGGAACGAUUGACUGAAGUACAACCAGUAAUUGAUGAUAAAGCUACUGGCAUAGAUGAACCAAUUAUUUCUGGCAGUACAACAUUACUACAUCCUUAUGAACAAGCAACAUUGAUCAGAUCUAAACAAAUUUCUGAACUGGAGAAGAGACAAGAAGAACAACAAAAACUGAUGGAGAAACAAAUUGAACAAAAACGGCUUUUGGAAGAACAAAUAGAGAAAGACAGGAUUGCACAACAAGAACUACAAGACAUGUUAGAAAAAAACAGACUAAGAAUUAUUGAGAAUAGGAAAACCUUUUCUUCUGGUCCUUCUGAUGUUCUCCAAAUUAGAGCUGAAGAUGAACAUCGCAGACUAAUUCAUGAGCAUCAACAGAGACUACUGCAGAAACAAAAACAAACAAAAGAUGGACUUGCUGUAGCUAAGGACAGGUUACAGAGAAGCAGAGAUUCUAUUAUGCAGAAAUAUCCACAAGUCAGACUUCCAACUUUGCAGCCAUAUAAUACUUCAGCACAGUUCAUCCAGCCACAAUAUUUGACAAGACUACCAUCCCAAGUGCCUUUACCACCACAGCAACAUGGCAUGCAAGCACCACCACAGCAACAUGGCAUGCAAGCACCACCACAGCAACAUGGCAUGCAGGUACCACCAGAGCAACAUGGCAUGCAAGCACCACCACAGCAACAUGGCAUGCAGGUACCACCACAGCAACAUGGCAUGCAUGCACCACCACAGCAACAUGGCAUGCAUGCACCACUACAGCAACAUGGCAUGCAGGUACCACCACAGCAACAUGGCAUGCAGGUACCACCACAGCAACAUGGCAUGCAGGCACCACCACAGCAACAUGGCAUGCAGGUACCACCACAGCAACAUGGCAUGCAGGCACCACCACAGCAACAUGGCAUGCAGGUACCACCACAGCAACAUGGCAUGCAGGUACCACCACAGCAACAUGGCAUGCAGGCACCACCACAGCAACAUGGCAUGCAGGUACCACCACAGCAACAUGGCAUGCAGGCACCACCACAGCAACAUGGUAUGCAGGCACCAACACUGCAACAUGGCAUGCAGGCACCAACACUGCAACAACGUUUCAGUUUACAAUCACUAUCACCAACUAUGAGAGAAUCAUACAAUCACCCUGAUCAAGAUUCUUCUUAUGCAAAACUCGUUGUAUCCUCAAGAUUAGAACAGGUACAUUCCAAAAGACAAGAGCAACUUGCAAAACAAAAAGAUUUUUUGGAAAAACAGAGAGAAUCUCUUCUACAACAACAAGUUGAACAGCAAAGAAAGAUGCAUGAGAGACAAAAACAAAUACAAGAACAAGUUGAGAAACAAAAACAGGAGUUGGAACAGGCACAGAGAUAUCAUGAACAAAAUGAUGCAGCCAAAGUUAGUGCAUCAAAAAGACUAUUACGAGGUCCUCCACCAGUUCAGAGGCAUGUUCCCUUAAGUGAUAGUGUACAUCCACAUGAACUAAGCACAAUUGAAGAAAUAGAAUCAUCUAGAGAUGAUGAUGAUGAUAGCUCCCACAUUGAACAACAGGAUCACCAAAGUCCUAAGAGAAAUAAAGAGGCUUAUGCCAGUGUACCAAGCAUUGCUGAAAGAAGUGAGGAGGCUUAUAUAAGUGUUCCAAGCAUUGCUGAGAAAAAUAAGGAAGCUUAUGCCAGUGUACCAAGCAUUGUUGAGAGAAAUAAGGAAGCUUAUGCCAGUGUUCCAAGCUUUGCUGAUGAUGUUGGGAGAGGAAUUAUGUCAUAUCCAUCAUCCGGGCAUGCCCCAUAUAUGGGCAUAGACACAGUUCAGCCAUCUGGUCUUGUUGUUAAGAAUGAUGGACAUUUCAUGCAAACAAUAUGGAAGCCAAGAGCAUCACAUGAGGACUCAUUAUCUAGUGGUAGUUUUGCAUCUGAUAGUAUUACAUCUGGUGAACUUGAAGGGAGAACUGACAAAGUACACCUGGAUUUUAAAUCAUCAGCUUAUGGUUUUAGUACUUACAGUCGUGAAGCCAAAGGAGAGGGUGGACUUGUUGAUCCGGUUUACUUUCAGCGAUCCAAAGUGCAUAGUAGUGAUGAUUCUGACAGUACAUUUGAAAACUCUAAGUUUUAUGAUCUGCCAAAAUCAAGUGGAAGCACCAACAAAGAAGAAGAAAGCCAAGAUAACAAAUCCCCUACCAUGUCUCAUCUUCAAAGUACAAUGUUGAAAACUUUAAUGUCUACAAAUGACAGUACAUCAAAGUCUACAAUCAGUCCUUCAUCUCUGAGUUACAGCAGAGAUAUUGACAGAUUCCAACCACUAAUGCAAGAAACAUUGACAGAUCAUAGCUUUUCAACAGUGGGUUACCCUUCACCCAAAAAGAGCAUGUCUUCAUUACAGUCUACAAAGAAAGAUUCCAAGUCACCUGAAGAAAGACUAAUUUAUAGUCCUUCUAAGAGAAGAUUUAUGUUUGUACCAUCAACUCAAGCAGAUUCAUUGUCAGAACACAGCAUCUCAACACAGAAUAACCUUAGCUUUUCUCCUGGGAAAUCAGGAAAAAGAGUUACAUCUCUAAAUCGAAGUGAUUAUUCAGACAGUAUUUCAUCUUCCAAAUAUUCUGCAAGAGCUACACCUGAAAUGCUUUCCCUGAGUUCAUUAUCCAGCUUCAAAUGGAGGGAUGCUUUAAAGUUUGGCAGUAGCCAUUCAACACCACAAACCACAAAACCAUUAGUGGAAGAUGAUAGCAGAGGUCUGGAGAGGUCUGACGAUAAUGAAGAUUUCCAAUCCCCGGUUCACUCCCCAUCAACUCCUGAACAUAGAGAUUAUACAUUUGGAGAUUUUGGAUCACCGCACAAAACUGAGAAACAAGUUGAAGCUCAGUCGCAAGUUAGUCAAGAAAAAUCUUUAGAGGGCAGUAGUAAAUCUAGUGCAGGUAUAUAUAUUGAGAAACCAACUGCUGUUUAUGAAUACAUUUCAUCUGAAGAUGACAUUGAAUUGCCAAGAGGUCGUGCAUCACAGAUGUCAGAGAUUCCUCUCGUAUCAGAUGCAUCUAUGAGUCAGUAUCCUCUUACUGAAACUGAGAAUGAGUCUCUUUUACUCCAUGAAGGCAGUAUGAGCAGUUCUGAUGUCAAACAUUCUCCAUUACCAAACUACAUGCAAAUUCACAGCCCAUUGAAAUCAAGUAUAGAUACCAUUGAGCAGAUGUCACAAAUAGAAAAUGUCAAAAUUGUAGAUGAUGCAGAUACAGAUACAAGUAUAGUGCCAGGAUUGAUGAGGGAUGCAAGCACAGACAUGUCUGUCAAUAGGUAUGAUAGACUAAUAGAAGAAUCUAGAUCACUUAGAGAAAAGCAUCUCAAUCAGGAACAGGAAGAGAAAAUAAGACUGGAAAUGUUGAGUCAGCGGUAUCAUCAGAUGAAAGAAGCUCUGGAACAUGGGAACCUUGCUGAAAAAGAAGAAACUCAGGAAGAAUAUAGAGAAAGUGGAAUCCUAGAAGAACCAGACCUGACUCUGCUAUCAAUAGAAACAAGUUCAUCCAUUGGUAGCAUUGAUGACUUGCAAGAAGAAUCUUUAGAUUCCUUUGAACAACAUGAAUACCAGAUGAAAGAAAGUCCUUCAAGUGAGACUAGAAAUAUGGACACUAUCUCAGAAGGAACUCUUACUGACAACACUGUAAGUGAGAUGAGAAAUAUGGACACUAUCUCAGAAGGAACUCUUACUGACAACACUGUAAGUGAGAUGAGAAAUAUGGACACUAUCUCAGAAGGAACUCUUACUGACAACACUGUAAGUGAGACUAGGAAUAUGGACACUAUCUCAGAAGGAACCCUUGGUGACAACACUAUAGAUGAUGGAUCAUCCCUUUUACCAUUGAAUAUACCUGGACAACAAGGUGGGUCUAUGAGUUUACAAGAAGCCUUUGAAAAGAGAAAGCAAGACUUUAUAAACUCAUCCAAGAGAAGAGAAAUUGAAGCCAGAGAAAAGGCAGUGAAACAUAAAAAGAAAAUAACCAAAGCUGUUAAAAAUCCCAGAGAUGUCAGAAAGAAGUACGAAAUGGUCACUGAAGUUGGUACAACAAUGGAUGCCCAAGGAACUACAAAAACUGUCCAAUUUCUUGGCAACACAGAGGUGAUGACGAAGCCUACAAAAAAGAAAACACCAAUGGUUUCCAUGACAAUUAAGACUUUAGAUGACAGAAAGAAAGAAGAAAAGGAAAUGAAAGAAAGAAACCUCAGAACAGUAAUUUAG